Molecule: messenger RNA, 1719 nt
Organism: Centruroides sculpturatus (bark scorpion)
Lineage: Eukaryota; Metazoa; Arthropoda; Arachnida; Scorpiones; Buthidae
Product: BTB/POZ domain-containing protein 1-like
Exons: 3
Coding region: 78-1613 (511 amino acids)
Biological process (GO): neurogenesis
Cellular component (GO): cytosol; P-body
Molecular function (GO): protein binding
Source: RefSeq, a predicted model, not a curated record
AUAUUUAUUAUUAUGACUCUACAUUAAUAAAUAAUAGAUUUUCUUUAUUAAAUCCAAACUAUAAUCAUCUCAUAAAUAUGUAUAAAUAUAAUCCUUUCAUUACUACGUAUGCCAUUUCUGAAGACGAUGACGUACCGUUCAGUAGAUUGCAAGUGUUUCCUGAAGAUAAUGAAAUUUCGAUAAGAUUAUGGAAUCACAAAACAGAAAAUGAGAUACUCGACAUGUGUAUUUAUAUUAAAAGAGAUCGAGUUGAAAAAACAUCGGAUAAAUGGCAGAAAUUAGAAUCGGAUAAUGCUAAAAUGCUUUAUUUAUUCGAGUCGGAAGAUUUUUCAGAUGUUAUUUUUCUAAUAGGAGAAGACUUUCAAAAAUUUUUUAAGGCACAUAAAAUAUAUUUAGCGGCUGCCAGCAAUGUAUUCGAAGAAUAUUUUCUAAAGAAUAAUUAUCAGGAAAAUAAAGUCAUAAAGAUUCCCGACAUCGAUCCUUACACUUUCGAAUCGCUUUUAUAUUUUAUUUAUAUUUCGAAAUUGAAGACGACGUCCGUAGAAAAAUCUAUAUUAUUGCAAUCUGCCGCUGAAAAAUUCCAAUUGAAUGAUCUGAUAUCUUCUUGCAGAGAAUAUAUUUUAGAUCAUUUGACACCGAAUAAUGUAUGUCAAGCGUUAGCUCACGCUAUUAAGGAGAAUGACAAAGAGUUGCGAAUGAAAUGCAAGAGAUUGAUCGCUGCGGAUACAAAAGACGUGGUUCUUUCUGAAGGUUUUCUGAAUUCCAGUUUAGAAAUCGUAACUUUCAUACUCGGAAUGAAAAAUCUUUGCUACGAAUCAGAAGUUUUUUUAUAUUCUCAACUCUGUCGGUGGAGUUGGACACAAUGUUGUAAGCGUAAAGGAUCCGAAGAAGUAACCGUAGACGAAAUGAGAAAUACAAUGGAACCACUUCUACCAUUUAUCAGUUUUUUAUCUAUGAGUAAAGAGGAAUUUCUUCAUUACGCUUUUUCUUUUAAGAUUCUAACUCAUGCCGAGGCUAAUGCUAUUAUCGAGAAUAUCAUAAAUCUCGAUUCCAAAGAAUUGCCGCAUUGGUGUUGGGAUGGACAGAGAAAACCUAGUUUCAAACUUCGCCCCUGGCAAUACAAUUGGAAAACUACUUGGAUUUGCGAAAUAUCGUGUUACAAUAAAAAGAAAUUAAAAAGUCAACUCGGAUAUUCUGGCUGUAAAUUCGAUCUGAAGUAUAAAGAUAUCGAUCUACGUGGAUUGUGUUUCUUCGCACAGACCGAAAACGAUAUAAAUCUUCCCGGUAGUUGUGAAAUUACGAUUUGGUUCUUGCGCUCAUUUCAAAGUCAUUUCAUAAAACUUAGAGGGAAAUUAUCACACGACCAGGCAACAGAUAUUUUUAAAGUAAUUUUCCUAAAGCCACUUUUUCUAGAAGCUGGAGAAACGUAUACUUUUCUGGUCGAUUGUCGACCCCUCUUCAAGAAUGGUGAAUGGACUUCGUGUGCAAAUCUCGUGAAUAUAAUUCCGAGUGAAGUAGAAGGAAUCGAGUUUAUAUUUCGACAUUUUCCGAUAAAAUAUAGACCUUUUUUAAUAAUUGAUCAUCCUCAUGAAUUAUUAUUUAAAAUUCGAUAAAGCCGUUUUCAAAUUUUAUAUAAUUCUUUAUAAAAAUUUUCUUUUCGUUAUCUUCUAUAAAGUUUGAUUAUGAUACAAUUCGACAUAAAUGCAAAUUCUAAAAUUA